AGACCCGAGACAAAGAUAAAAUCGAACAGAUGAUGGAAUCAUGAUAUCAGCUGAAGACUUUGAAGAGCUCCAAGAGGCCGAACAUGAUGCCAAUGAAACCACCUGGAGCUGGACUCGUCAGACCAUGAAUUACGUGGGCCAGUUGGCGGGCCAGGUGUUUGUCCAGGUCAAGGAGCUGUACCGGGGACUGAACCCCGCCACGCUGUCCGGCUGCAUCGAUGUCAUCGUGGUCAGACAGCCCGAUGACUCCCUGCAGUGCUCACCUUUCCACGUGCGCUUUGGCAAAAUGGGGGUCCUUCGCUCACGAGAGAAAGUGGUGGACAUCGAGAUCAACGGUGAGCCAGUGGAUCUGCAUAUGAAGCUGGGGGAGAAUGGGGAGGCUUUUUUCGUCCAGGAAACAGAAAAUGAUCAGGAAGUGGUUCCCUCCUACCUGGCAACCUCACCUAUUAUGUCGGAUGGUGCUGCUUUGAUGAGCUCCUCCCUGAUGGGGAAGAGCUCGGGACCACCCAUACAGACCCUGGGCUCCACGGGGGGCACUGGAGAUGGCAGUAGCGGGAUGAAGAAGAGGAGGAAGAGGAGGAGGAAGGCACGGUCAGACAACAUGAGGAGGGAGGAGAGCGGAGACUACUCCGAGGACGAGGACAUGUUCACCAUUGACAUCAGCUCGGAUGAAGGAAAGGAGAUGGAGAGCAACAGGAUUUCAACCCGAGAUGCCUUUGGGGAGGAAGGAACAGUUGGUUCAACCAACAGUUCUUACAAACAAACCGGUGUGUACGCCCACUCUGAUGGGGACUGGAGCCCUGUACAGAGCCCUAGUAGCUCUCGGCCCACUACUCCCAAAAGUGACUCUGAACUGAUGAUCAAACCAUCAGAAUCAGCCGAUCAGAACCCAGCUAUGCUUUGGGCAUGGGGGGAGUUGCCACAGGCUGCCAUGCCAGUGUUCCUUCCAGCAAAAUCUGAUCCGCACCCAGUUUGUCCCAUAUCAAUCCAUGUGUCGGAAAGCACACACUUCCGUGUGAUUCCGUGUGAGACGUCCUCAAGAAAUCAUGAAAACUGUACUGAAAUGUCCCCACUCCGAAUGCUCAUGUCCGAGGACACAUCAGCCAAAGAAACAACGGUGGUCACCAUCGGGGUGGACUCAGAAACCAUGACUAUGGAAUCACAUCCAACAGUAACAGAGACGCAGGGCAGCUCCCCGCCACCGGCAGCAGGAGCAGCUCGUAUGAUGUCAGAAAUGGAGGAGAAUAACACGUUGCCCCGCCCACUCGCCAAAACAGACUCUCCAUCGAAGAAAAAAGACAAGAGGAGCCGCCAUCUUGGUUCGGAUGGAAUUUAUCUGGAUGACAUCACAGAACUCGAUCCUGAGGUUGCAGCACUGUAUUUUCCUAAGAGUGAGAGUUUUGCUACCGUGAGAAGCAGCUCAGACCAGGGCCUGCGAAGUGCCAGCCUGUCGCCACAGUCAGUCAGCUCAGGAGGAGACAGUGGGGUGGACAGCUACUGCGACCAGAUGGCUGACCUGCCCUCUAUCGGCAUCUCAUUGUGUGGAGGACUCACUGACAACAGGGAGAUAACUAAAGAGCAGUUCCAAAGGAAAGCUGUGUCCUAUCAGAAGUUUGCAGAGAAUCCCUCGAUCAUUGAUGAUCCUAAUUUAGUGGUGAAAAUUGGCUCCAAAUACUAUAAUUGGAGCACUGCGGCGCCACUUAUGCUGGCAAUGCAAGCCUUCCAGAAACCUCUGCCAAAGGCUACGGUGGAGAACAUCAUGAAGGAGAAGAUGCCCAAGAAAGGAGGGAGGUGGUGGUUCUCCUGGAGAGGCAGAAACAGCAGUGUUAAGUCGGAUUCAGCUUCUGAGCACGGCGGAUGCUGCGCUGCCGAGCAGACGGGGAAUAUGGCUGCCAUGGGCAGACAUAAAGAGGAGUCAUCCUCCAGUGAUGAAGAUGACAUUGCAGGAAAGCAGAGCUCUUCUUCCGUUGAGUCAGAGGUAGCGGGUGUGUCCUACAAGAAGACACUCCGCCUCACAUCAGAGCAACUGUUGUCGCUCCAGCUGAAGGACGGUCCUAAUGACGUUGUGUUCAGUGUGACCACCCAGUACCAGGGUACUUGCCGGUGCCAGGGAACCAUCUACCUGUGGAACUGGGAUGAUAAAAUAGUUAUUUCUGACAUAGAUGGAACCAUCACUAGGUCAGACACCUUGGGCCAUAUCCUGCCUACACUUGGGAAAGACUGGACCCACCAGGGCAUUGCCCAUCUCUACCACAAAGUCAGCCAGUAAGCACUAAAGUUCCUGUACUGUUCAGCCAGAGCCAUAGGCAUGGCUGGCAUGACAAGAGGCUACCUCCACUGGGUCAAUGAGAGAGGCACCAUGCUUCCAAUGGGCCCAGUCCUGCUCAGCCCCAGCAGUCUCUUCUCUGCCCUGCACAGGGAAGUGAUUGAGAAGAAACCAGAGAAGUUCAAGGUGGAGUGUCUGACGGACAUCAAGAACCUCUUCUACCCCAACACACAGCCCUUCUACGCAGCCUUUGGCAACAGACCCACGGAUGUAUACUCUUAUAAAGAGGUCGGGGGUCCAUUGAACAGGAUCUUCACCGUCAACCCUAAAGGAGAACUAGUGCAGGAGCACGCCAAGACCAACAUCUCAUCAUACGUGCGUCUGGGGGAGGUGGUCGACCACGUCUUCCCCUUGAAGAUGCGAUCCAGCUCGUCAGACUUCCCUUGCUCAGACACUUACAGCCACUUCACCUACUGGAGGGAGCAGCUUCUCCCAGUGGAAAGCCAUGGAACUACACCUCCACCGAGCCCCAGUACCACCAGGAGCUGACUGUCAGUGGGCACCAGUAGCUCUUAAACGAGCAGGGUGGAGUGUGUUAUUCUGCAAUGGUGUGAAUGGGAUGUUGCAUAAGUUUGGUUGGGGAUGUUAACGUGUUUGUCACUCACUCAAAAGGCUACCUAGUUGUAAAUGUGUGUUAACACACAAGGGUGGAUACAAGUGCACUUUCUAAGAAGGUAGACUCAUGCUGAUUCCCAUGGCUUAUCUGAAUUUGUACAAGUAUAUGAGACAUUGUAGUAACUUAUUCAGGCAGCUUAUUAUUAUAUGUCAUAUUGUCAUUUGUUCAUAUAUGUGGUCAUAUUAUGUGGUUAACGCUGUACCCACGCAUGCAGUUGAAUACUACGUGAAACAAAUGACACCUCGGAAGAAAUGCAAACCAUACAGAUGUUUGUAAACACAUCAUAGAACAAAUUACUCAAACUUGUCCCAAAUACUCAGCGCAAAAAUUUAUUUUCACACUCUUAACUUUUUUAAUCAAAAGACUUUUACUAUUUUUAGACCCUUUGAAUGAAAUGGAGGCUUGGAUGCGCACAUGGUUGUACAUGACAUCACUACAUUUGUGUGUGAAUUAUACUCUGGUGCAAGCUUGAAAAGAAAACAGUGUUAUGCCAGUGUUAGCACAAUGCAUGUCAAUGACUGUCUAUGUAACGUUUUAUUUUUACUGUGACAUGGAAAAAUGAACUAGUUUAUCCCUAAAGAGAAAUACCUUACAGAUAACAUAAGACUGAAUAUUUUAUAUAAAUAAUGAGAUGACCUUAUCCUGAAGGGGGAACAGCAGUUACGGCAUUUUCAUUAGUGACUCCAUUAACAAUUUUGUUUGAAAAUUGAGAGUUUGCAUUCCGUAAAAUGACAUGAAAUGUCCAGUUAUAAAGAGUUAAUUUUGCUUUUCUAUCCACAUUACAUGGUGUGCAAAGGCUAUGUAUGGAUGAUGUACAUACUAUAUCGACCGUCCCAUGACCUUAUAGUGUCAUUUUAUUCACAGCAACAUGAAACAUCCCUCAUUUAAUUUUUCAAAUCCACACAUAGGAAAUUUUUAUGUGGCUAGUGUGCCUCGCAACAUCAAUUAUGUAGGUUAUUUAUUUUCAUUGCCACCUAAAGCCACCUGAUUAGGACCUGACUGUGAUAUAAACCUUUUUUUUACCUUUGUGUGUGUCAAUCCUGAGCCUGAUGCUGUAUGUAUUUGGGAUGAUCUUGUCCUAUAACUUUAUUGCCUUGAGGUGUGCGGCUUUUUCAUGAGUACUGUCACUUUAAGACGUGUUCUGUUGUUGGGGCAGACGUCUAGUGAGAAGCUGUCCCAGCACACCGAGCACGUGAAGCCUAAAAUGUUUGUAUUUAGAGCUUGAAAACAAAGGAAUGUACUUGUCACAUUUUGCAAGAAGGGGUUUAUGACUUAAGAGGAUUGCCGAGAUUUGAAAAGCCUCAUAUGUUGGAGAUACAUGUAGCACAUGAAAAGGGGAGGUUUUUGUAUUCUGACUGGCCUCGUAAAUCACCACGUCAACCUUUUUUUGAAUAUGAAUCGAGGUCACCCAAAAGUAGAAUAUGACUAGCAGAUGUUAUGUUUGUCUAUAUUUAGAGAGGCUGUGAUUAUGAUGCAUUAUAAAUGCUAGUAUUCUUUCUAUGAAAGAGGUAAAGUAGCACAGUAGCUUUUUUCAUUUUGCCUUAAAUGCUGAAAUCUUGAUUUUGAUUGAUCAUUGUCCAUUUCAUUAAUGUACUCUAUUACAUUUUUGACCAGUUCACUGUUAAAAUUAUGUAAUCAAAGUAAUUAAAUUAGAUUAAUUAAAUAAAAAUACUUUGAAGUGAGUGCAA
Lampris incognitus (smalleye Pacific opah) is the source of this 4630-nucleotide messenger RNA. Its product is annotated as phosphatidate phosphatase LPIN1-like. Gene Ontology annotation, cellular component: nucleus; mitochondrial outer membrane. Gene Ontology annotation, molecular function: phosphatidate phosphatase activity; transcription coactivator activity. The record is from RefSeq and is a predicted model, not a curated record. Lineage: Eukaryota; Metazoa; Chordata; Actinopteri; Lampriformes; Lampridae. Gene Ontology annotation, biological process: positive regulation of transcription by RNA polymerase II; triglyceride biosynthetic process; cellular response to insulin stimulus.